UGAUAUAAAGACCUGUGAGUCAAUGAUAACUGAUGCUGUUUAAUUCAAAUUAUGAGGCUUUGUAGAGACUUUCUGAUUAGGCUAUUCUGAAUAACAAUAAAAUCUCAAAUCAAAUUUCAUGAGUUAGUCAACUUUGUCUGAGACAGAUUUUUCUAGGACUCAUUUCAUUAAAAUAAUUGAAGCGGGAGAUUCUGAAGAUUAAAUGAAUAUGAUUUAGAAGAUGUGUAAUGAGUGCAAUUGUAUUAGGCAGACUACACAUGCUGUAUUCAGGAAAACAAAUGAAUUUAUAAAUUAGUAUUCAUUUGAUAGUUAGCAAUAGCUGGGUUUGAGAUACAUAAAAUUUGUUAAAAUAUAACUAAAAUAUAAAUACGAUCUAUAGAGCGGGGCUGAGGAAAAAAAGUUUGAAAGCUGAUUUCAGAACCAAAACCAAACCAAAAGGCUUAGAACAGGAGCUGCUGAAGCAUAGUCUGCAGCAAUUGCAAUAAGAAUGCAGCCUGAACCAGCCUUAUGUUCCUGCUUACUCGUCAUCUACAUGAAUGUCAAAGUCUCUGAGCUAUCAUCCUCAGUGUCUCUAAUAUCAUGGCCUUAAGAAACAUCACCACCUUGACCAGGGACUUUCUAGUGUACUGAAGUGAUUGGCACUCAUAAUAGUCCCAUUUUGCCUUUAUUACAGGGCUCAUAUUCCAAAUGGACCUGUUCUGUUGAGGCUGGUUUGCACACAGACUUCCUAUGCUUCAGAUGUUGCUAUGAAGAAAGAAGUCAGAAAUGACUGAUGUAGAGCCCGUGGUCACAGAUUUUGCAGCAUCGGGAAGAGCAGGUCGACGAAAUGCCUUACCAGAUAUUCUGGGUUCUCCUGCGGGUGCUGGUGCAGGGACUUCAGACUUACCACAUAAACUAGCUGAACUUUCCGUGUCAAAAGAUGACGAAGCAGAGGGUGGAGAAAUAUCAUCUGAAGCCAUGAUGGAAAAUCCAGAGACAGAAGGAAAAAACAGUGAUGCCUAAUCUCAACAGAUUGCUGGAUUUACAAUGUCCAUCAACAGACUUUACAAAUGUUCUGCUUCUGGCAGGUUCCAAACCCUAGUAGAAACUGUAGUGGUCUGGGCAGUACUAUGCAACACAGUUGUAUCUGGAUGAUAUUAACUUGCAGCUACUAAUUGGGGUUUUUGUGCUGAUUUUCUACUGUAGUCCAUCAAAAAGCAAGUAAUUUUCAAAUCACAAACAGGAAAAAGCUAAAGAAUGUGAUUUUUUUUUAUUGUUGUCGGUUACACUGUAUUGAUACUAAUCCAACCAAACCCUUUUUGACAGUUUCAAUGAUUAUGGUAAACAGUUGCACAAAACAUAAUAAUCAUGCUAAAUAUAACUCAUUAAUUUUCCAAAUUAUUAUUCUCAGUGGCACCAAGUCUUGUUUCCUAUAGAAAAUAAGAUUAUGUCAAGCAUUUUGGGAUACAGAGGGAAAGGGGAAGUUUCUUGUCUUUAAAGACAGAAGAACCCCAUAGAUCCAUGAUGUACAAACUUUGGGAAUCUUCUAAGUCUUUUGUUCCCUCUGGGAAAAGAAAUGGGGUGAAAAAGUCUGAAACACGUUUUCUCCUUCUCUUUCCCAAAAAGUUCCAUAUGCUUCUUAAAACACCAAUAGCUUUUUUUAAGAGCUCUUCAGUUUAUUCAGGCAUAUCCAUGGGCAGAUAAUCUCUGGGUUAUUCCAUUCCCCACAAUGAUACUACUACUUUCUGUACACAGCCUCAAUACUCUAUUUGUUCAUAUGUAUCUAAAAUAAAAUAGCACCAAGUGGUUUAAAUUGUUUAAUCUCAACAUGUCUAUUAAAUAGAUUACCAUCUC
Messenger RNA from Pelodiscus sinensis (Chinese soft-shelled turtle), 1833 nucleotides. NCBI's taxonomy places the organism in Eukaryota, Metazoa, Chordata, Testudines, Trionychidae. The record is from RefSeq and is a predicted model, not a curated record.